CCACUUUUUUGUUUGUGACGUAUUAGAUUCAUAAACAAGCAAUCUUCUCAAUUCGAUAAUUUGCCGCUAAUGACUGCAUUAGUAUUUAUCUUCUUAUUUGUAAAAGAAAUAAAUUUAAAUAAAAUCAAACAAAAUGAGCAAGUAUACCUCAAAGUAUCUGGAAGAUAAGCUAAAAGAAAAAUUAGACGCUACGUAUGUGCAUGUUACAGACGAAUCGGACGGAUGUGGUGGAAAAUUUAGUGCUGUCAUCGUCUCUAAAGCAUUUGAGGGAAAAGCACUCCUUCAAAAGCACAGAUUAGUUAACACAACGCUCGCCGAAGAACUUAAGGAAAUACACGCUUUCUCGCAAAAAUCAUACACACCAGCCGAGUGGGAGAAAGUGCAACAGCAAUAGCAAGAGCAGCAGCAACCGUAACCUGUUGCUUCACUGUGGAGCCUAAAACCUGUACAUGCAUGUGUGUAUGUGUCUACAGAUGUAUGUGAUUUAACCAGCCAACGUCAGACGAAAUCCAACCAGUCGAAACCAAAAACAGUUGAACAAAGAAAGUGAAAGGGAAACAGCCGAUGAACGGAGUAACAAUAAACACGCAAAAUUUCGCGUAACAUUACAUAAAAUCUGAAGCAAACAUACAUAAUAUAAAUAAAGCGAGAACCUGAUCUCCAGUGACCCUUGUUGCCGCCAUCUUGCAUGAACUCGAGGGCACCAUUAGAAAUUCAAAUAUC
Drosophila hydei is the source of this 723-nucleotide messenger RNA. RefSeq lists its product as uncharacterized. The record is from RefSeq and is a predicted model, not a curated record. The transcript is spliced from 2 exons. Gene Ontology annotation, molecular function: 2 iron, 2 sulfur cluster binding. Gene Ontology annotation, biological process: intracellular iron ion homeostasis. Lineage: Eukaryota; Metazoa; Arthropoda; Insecta; Diptera; Drosophilidae. The coding region runs from base 134 to 394 and encodes 86 amino acids. Gene Ontology annotation, cellular component: cytosol; nucleus.